Ichthyophthirius multifiliis is the source of this 1767-nucleotide messenger RNA. Its product is annotated as protein phosphatase 2 regulatory subunit A, alpha isoform, putative. Gene Ontology annotation, biological process: protein dephosphorylation. Gene Ontology annotation, cellular component: protein phosphatase type 2A complex; cytoplasm. NCBI's taxonomy places the organism in Eukaryota, Ciliophora, Oligohymenophorea, Hymenostomatida. The transcript is spliced from 8 exons. The record is from RefSeq and is a predicted model, not a curated record. Gene Ontology annotation, molecular function: protein phosphatase regulator activity; protein binding.
AUGUCCGAUAGCAACCCUUUCGAACUUUUAAAAGAAGAAAUGGAAUCUGAUGAGAUAUCUGUUAGAGUAAAUGCAAUUCACAGAUUAAAAAUAGUCGCAACUUUAAUGGGAGCCGAUUAAAUUAAAUCAAUAUUAAUUCCUUAUAUUGAAAGCUUAAUAAAAAAAGAAGAGGAUGAGGUUUUGUUUGCAAUUGCUUAAUAAUUUGAAAAUUUAUCUUAAUUAUUAUAAGGAAAUUAAACUAUUUUAUUACCAAAUUUAGAAAUGCUUGCAAGUUCCGAAGAAACAGUUGUCCGUGAAUAAGCAGUUAAAUCUAUGAUAAACAUAGCAAAUUCAUUUAAUGAUAAUGAAGUUUAAAAUCUUUAUAUUCCAUUAAUAAUACGUUUAGCUAUAAAUGAUUAAAAUUUUACAUGUAGAGUAUCUUCAGUUCAUUUAAUGUGCACAAUAUAUCCACGUGCAGGUGCUUAUAAAGAUAAAAUCCGCACAAAAUUUAUUGAAUUAUGUAGUGAAGAAACACCUAUGGUCCGUCGAGUAGUUGCCUAAAAAAUCGGCGAAUUUUCCACAGUUAUUGAAAAGGAAUACGUAUUAUCAUCCUUAAUAUAAAGUGUUAAAUAAUUAAUAUCUGAUGAAUAAGACUUAGUUCGUGUUUUAGUUUUAAAUUCAUUAAAACUUAUAGCAAAAGUAUUAAAAAAAGACGAGAAUAAAUAACACACACUACCAAUAAUAAUAGCCGCAACUGAAGAUAAAUCCUGGCGAGUCCGUCUUUCUUUAUCUAAGAUUUUCCCCGAAAUCGCCGAGGCUUUUGGUGAAGAAGGUGAUUCAGUAUCUUUAAUUUAAAUAUUUACUAAUUUAUUAAGAGAUACAGAAAAUGAUGUUAGAUCAGCUUCUAUAUAGUCUUUGACUAAAUUUUUGAAAAUUCUUUCUCCUGAAAAAUUGGUCAUUAUAAUACCUCAUUUAUAAUAUUUGGCUAAAGACUCCGUUUUUUAAGUCAGAGCAGGAGUCACUGAAGUAGUAUAUUUAAUGAUAAAUAUUUUACCAAAAGAUACUAUAGUUUAAAAAUUAUUACCACUUAUAAUAGAACUGUUUGAUGAUGAAAGUAAGGAAGUUAGAUAAGGAGCGACUAAAGCAGUAUCUAAAUAUGUUGAGGUUAUAGGUGUUGAUGCUUUAAAAACUGCUAUACCACUUUUUAAAAAAACUAUAGAGGAUAAUAAGUGGAGGGUUAGGGUAGAAACAUAUGAUGCAUUAGCUAAUAUUGCCAAAAGUAUUAAAAACUAAGAAGUUUUUGUCAAUAAUAUCGAAAGUAUCUACUUUAGUUAUUUAAAAGAUAGAGUAGCAGCUGUUAGGGAAAAUGCAGCUGAAAAAUUAUAGAUAGUUAUUUAAAUUUAUAAAGAAUGGGCAACAAGUAGAUUAUUUAAAUUCCUUUAGGAAGGUUUAAAUAAAGAUAAUAAUUAUUUAUAUAGAUAAAGUGUACUUUAAUCUUUAAAAGUAAAAUUAUAUAUAAUUUAUAUGUAAGUAUAUUUAUAUAAAUAAAAGAUUCUUGGUUUAAAUUGUAAUCUGGAUUUUGUUAAUAAUCAUCUACUUCCAGUUAUUAUUAAAUAGUGUGGUGAUAAUUGUCCUAAUAUUAAAUUUGUUUGUGUUAAAGUACUUAAAGAAAUUGCAAAAAGAAAAGAAAUUUAAUAAGGAGAUAUUAGAAGUGCACUUAAUGGAAUGUGUAAUGAUAAUGAUAAAGAUGUCAAAUAUUUUGCUUAGGAAGCAUUAUAGGAUAUUUGA